Messenger RNA from Lineus longissimus, 2938 nucleotides. RefSeq names its product mucolipin-3-like. Lineage: Eukaryota; Metazoa; Nemertea; Pilidiophora; Heteronemertea; Lineidae. Gene Ontology annotation, cellular component: lysosomal membrane; plasma membrane. The transcript is spliced from 14 exons. The record is from RefSeq and is a predicted model, not a curated record. Gene Ontology annotation, molecular function: NAADP-sensitive calcium-release channel activity. Bases 234 to 2171 code for a protein of 645 amino acids.
GACUCUGUUGGUCAACUUAUACAUAGCAAGGUGAAAAAUGAUGUACAUUGAUACAGUAUGUAAAAUUUGAACUUUAAUUUGUCUGGUAUGGGCCAGUUUGUGACUUUCUGCAUGUGAAUUAUGAUUAAGUGACUCUCCGACUCUUUCUGCAUGCUCUAAGGCCGUCAAACUUGUCAUUGACUAAUUCGUGGCGUCAAGACUUUUUGUGACUUAGAUUUGUGCUGAUCAUAAAAAUGACUGGGGAAGGUGAAACACCUACUGAGAUUAUCCAGGAGACGGUAAUGGAAAAGGAAUUGACUGAGUUAAGUGCAUCUUUGAAAAGGGCUGAUCGCCUCAGGCUUGAAGAUCCAGAGAAUGUGAAGGAGGUGACAUUUGUUGACAAGCCAGAAAUGAGGAACUUUGCCCGCCAACCCAGUAGAGUUAGUCAGGCUAGUUAUGGAGCCUGCAACUGUGGGACGAGGUUCACACCAGCUAUGGAGGACAAGUUACGAAGGCGUUUGAGGUUCUUCUUCAUGAAUCCCUGCGAGAAGUGGCGAGCAAGGCGGAGAUUCCCAUGGAAACUGGUGUUGCAGAUUUUCAAAAUAGUCAUAGUAACGAUUCAGCUAACAGUAUUUGGUACAGACAGGGCCAGCCAUGUCAGUUUUGUAGAGAAGAACACAGUCGCAUUUAAACAUCUCUUUUUGAAAAAUUGGGACACAACGUUUGAAACUAUGCCCUACCCGCCAACGAAUGGGCCGUUUGCUGUGUACACGAUACCAGAGUUGGCCAAUUCAAUAAACUACAUCAUGAAACGAUAUAAUGAGACUAGGACAUUGGCCAUUGGAUCAUACGAUUUCUCAGAGGAAGAUGGCUCCAAACCUCCAAUGAAGAUCUGUUUUGAUCGCUACAAAUUGGGAGAGAUCUCCGCUCAUAAUGAGACAUAUCAUUUCGAUGCAGGAAUAAUGACAGAGUGUGCCAACUUAACUGCAGUGAACAAAUGUAAAGGGAAUGCAACAGAGCCAUGUUUCGUGUUUGAUAUCAUCGCAUUUCUUGAUGAGCACAACAGUACGCUAAAUCUGGACAACAUUGUAUCAAUCAAAGUCUCCUUUUCCUUGAAAUCGAUCCACUUGAAACGGCUGACACAGGUCUCCUCACCAGACUGUUUUGAGUUCAAUAUUCUUAUUCUCUAUGACAAUAGCGGUCAUUCUGGUCAGUGUCCGGUUACCCUUAAAAGUGUUGUAGAUCCAUUGAAGUGCAGCAAAGAAUCAAAUGUUAUUCAUGCAAGUGAAAACUACUUGAAACAAAUUGGUACAACAGUUCUUGAUGUUUUGGUGAUUUUCAUCAGCGCUUCCUCCUUCAUACUAUGUUUCCGUUCUCUCAUCAGAGCAGAGCAACUCAAAAAGUUAACAGUGAAGUAUUUCUUUCAUCGAGAGAAUAGACGCUUGAAUUUCUACGAGACGUCUGAGUUCCUGAAUCUAUGGCACGUUCUCAUUCUGAUCAACGAUACUCUGACAGUGAUUGGCUCGUCGCUCAAAAUACAAAUUGAGAGCAAGAACAGCCAGAAUUAUGACGUGUGUAGUCUUCUGCUUGGUACAGGGAAUCUCCUUGUCUGGAUAGGAGUACUACGAUAUCUAUCCUUCUUCGAUCACUACAAUAUUCUCAUUUUAACGAUGAAGAAGUCACUGCCAGAUAUUACUCGUUUCAUCAUCUGUGCGGCCGUGCUGUACCUUGGCUUCACUUUCUGUGGCUGGGUGGUGCUCGGACCCUACCACAUUAAGUUUCGUGAGAUUAUGACAGCAUCUGAAUGCUUAUUUUCCCUGGUGAAUGGGGACGAUAUGUUCGUAACAUUUGCCGCUAUUCAGCUGGAGAACAGCGUCAGUUACAUCUACUACUACAGCCGUAUCUACCUAUACAUAUUCAUUAGUGUAUUCAUGUAUGUGGUCUACAGUCUCUUCACGUCCAUCAUCAUCAACACAUAUGAUACAAUCAAGGGGUACUACACAGAGGGUUUCCCUAAGAGUAUUAUACAGGAGUUCAUCGACCGACAUUCUGAGGAUGUUGAUUCUCCACUUUACCGCUCAGACUCCGGCCAUAACAAGGGUUGCAUCUGUUGCAUGUUGCCAUGCUUUGAAUCUUGCUGCAGAUCUGGAGAUCACUACCCUGAUGAGUAUACCAACAUUAUAAACUCUUGAACCUCCAAGUUUGACUACCUCCAAGUUUCAGCUGGUGACCACGUUGCACUAUUUUGUGCUGAUACAUUGCAAGAUGGCCAGGAAUGUUGGGUCUUGCCCAGUGCAUAAUCAUUGAAAAAGGCUAGGAUUGAUCGUUCUGAUCUGGAUCCUUAGAGCUGACAUCAUUGCUACAAAACAAUCUGUGUAGCAUUGAAAGGAAGACCUUCAAAAUCAGGAAUUCAUUCUCCUGAGAAGAGGAGACAGAAAACUAUACUCAUCACGUCAUGUAUAUUCGAGUGCUUAAUUUAAAAAAGUGAGCUUUAAAUUGCUUUUUUAGCAUUGGUGGUAUUACCUGUUAAACAGGGAUGUGUAACUCCGCACUGUAUUACUGAAGUCUUGAUGUCCCCGCAAUUCCAUGUAGAAAUUUGUGGAUCUAGAUCUAAUAUUGCUUAGUCUGGUUUCUUGAGGCAAAUGGGAUAGUGAACUUGUAGUGAACUUGAAGUGACGUCUUGGGUUGUCUUUGUAAUAAUCAAACAUUGUGGUGUUUCAAACACAAAAUCAUUAAAUUAGUGCGAAAAUGGUUCAUGUAUAGUCGCUUGUCACAUUUGCAGGUGAGCAGGUUCAUGAAGGGUUGAUGAAUAUUAGAACAGCAAAAGUCCCAACCAAAAUCAAAAAUUAGUCGGACUUGUAAAUGUAAAAAGCUUGUAAAAAUGUGUCAGAGCCAGUUCUAUAAAAUUGUGAUGUUGUGGUCAUAAUUCUUGUACAUAAUGAUGUAAUAAGCUAUUAAA